This is a messenger RNA of Callorhinchus milii (elephant shark), 4157 nucleotides long. It is a transcript of the gene fkbp15a, whose product is annotated as FKBP prolyl isomerase family member 15a. Lineage: Eukaryota; Metazoa; Chordata; Chondrichthyes; Chimaeriformes; Callorhinchidae. Bases 52 to 3810 code for a protein of 1252 amino acids. Gene Ontology annotation, molecular function: peptidyl-prolyl cis-trans isomerase activity. Gene Ontology annotation, cellular component: growth cone. The transcript is spliced from 29 exons. The record is from RefSeq and is a predicted model, not a curated record.
GGCGGCGGCGGCGGCCGAGGCUCCCAGUCCGUUAACAUCAGAGCGGCCGCCAUGUCACUCUUCGGGGGAGACGAUGACGACGGCGAUUUCCUGUCCCCGAGCGGAGGUGCCAAACUGGCCUCUCUCUUCGGCCUAGAUCAGGCCGUCGCAGGACAAGGUAAUGAGUCAUUCCAAUACACGGCCCCCAAGCAGCCAAAGAAAGGCCCACCAUCUACAGGACCAAGUUCUCAGAAGCCGGCGGCUGCUGGGGCUCCAACAGUUCUCAUGGCGACUGCAGUGCUCGCAUAUCGAUAUGUGAAUGGUCAGUAUGUGAAACAAGGGAAGCUGGGAGCUGCUGUACUGGGAAAUCAGGCUUCUGGAGAGUACAAGAUUCUGCUGUAUGUAAGCCAGCAGAAACAGGUCACUAAUGCACGCAUCUCUCCGGCAUUUGCCUUCACCGUUCAAGCCAAUAAUUACUGUAUGUUUUACGAUGACCAGCGACAGAACUGGUCGGUCAUGUUUGAGUCUGAGAAGGCAGCAGUGGAGUUUAGCAAGCAGGUCUGUUUGGCAAAAUGCAACAGUAUCUCCUCCCUGGAAUCAGUGCUGACUCAGGAUUUGGCCCCGGGAGACGGGCAGGCAGUUGAAGUGGGCGACUCGCUGGAAGUGGCGUACACGGGCUGGCUGUACCAGAACCACGCAUUUGGACAGAUGUUUGACACAAACGUCAACAAAGAUAAACUGCUGCGGCUGAAAAUGGGAUCCGGGAAAGUGCUGAAGGGCUGGGAGGACGGGAUGCUGGGAAUGAAGAAAGGCAGCAAGAGGUUGCUGAUUAUUCCACCGAGCUUAGGAUACGGAUCACAGGGAGUACCAAACCGGAUCCCUUCUGAGGCCACGCUACUGUUCGAGAUUGAGGUGAAAAGGGUAAAGUUUGCAAAGGAUUCAGGCUUCGACAGGCAGAGCAUCAGCUCCCGGGAUUCAGUGGCCUCUUCUCCAGCCCCCAGUAUAGAGAACCUAGCCGUGGAGACCACCAUCCCAGCUCCGCUAUCCGUGCCUCCCAAACCUGGGGAGCAUGUGGUGAGAGCCAAGUCCCACUCGCUGAACGAACAGCUGGCGAAUCCCGAUUCCACUAAAGCCAAGCUGAUCUCUCGGAUGGCAAAGAUGGGACAGCCGAUGCCGUUUCUAACGGGAGCCCUGUCCACACAGCCAGAUUCCAGCGACUCUGAGCUCGAGGAUCCUUUGGCAUCGCGAGGAGGAGGAGCGCCGCUCGCUGCCCCAUCUCCCGCUCAGCACGCUCCCCAGCCCGUACAGAGUCUGCCUCCACAGCAGCCACCACAAGUGCCCAUUGCUGUCCACCCAUUAUCCUCCGCAGCACUGAUUCCAGUCUCGGCUUCUUCACAACAUGCACUGGCCAGCACUGGUCAGUCCUUCCAGCCAUACGCAGCCUAUGGAUACCCACAAGCUUCUGCUAUUCAGACUGUGGGGCACAUGUACCCAGCCCAGGCUCCCCAAUAUCAAGCUUCCAGUGAUAUCACUUCCUUUCUGAUGACUGAAGCUCGGCAACACAAUACCGAGAUCCGUUUGGCUAUCGGCAAAACGUCAGACAAAAUCGAUCAGCUCGCUGUUAAGUUGGAAGGUAUUCAGAAAAAUGUGGGCUAUUCCAACAUGCUGCCCGGCAUUUCAUCAGUAUCUAUGGAAACCAGCAUGAUCAUGCAUAACAUCCAGAGGAUUAUCCAGGAAAACGAGCGACUGAAACAGGAAGUGUUUGAAAAGAGCAGUCGGAUUGAAGAACUGAAUGGGAAGAUUGGUGACCUGAUACAGAGAAAUCAAAGGUACGUGGAGCAGAGCAACGUGCUGAUGGAGCAGAGGAACGACACCCUGAAGUCCUCCAGUGAGAACAGCCAGGCACGGUACCUGCUGGCCGAACAGGAGAAGAUGAAGGUGACUGAAGAACUUGCGGCUGCCACUGGCCAAGUCUCCAAGCUGCAGCUGGAGCUCAGCGCCCACCAGAAGAAGGAGAUGGAGCUGAGAAAACAGCUGGCCUCAGCGCUGGAGGAGGCAGAACAGCACGGCGUCCGGCUGAACACCCUGGAGUCACAGCUGACAGAGCUGCAGGAGGUUACCGAGCACGCUCAGACCCGCUACAAGGCAGAGAAACUGAAGUGCAAGCAGCUGGAGGCAAAGUCGAGCGCCAUGGAGGAGGAGCUGCUGGACCUGCGCGUGGAGAAAGAGAAUCUGGAAAAGAGCGUGGCGGAGAGGAGGAGGAAGGCGUUGGCGGAACGGCAGCGAGCCGAUGAGGAGACGGACGAGCUCCGCAGGUCGUACGAGGAGGAGCUGGAGAAGCUGAGGGCGGCGCUGAAGAGAGCGCGGACGUCGACUGACCUCGCGGCAGCAGAGCAGGUGGGGGCGAUGCAGGGGGAGCUGGAGGCAGAGUGGAAGGCUCGGAGUGAGCGGCUGUUGACGGUGGCUAAGGAGCAGCAUGGACAGCAGUGCCGGGAGCUGUGUGAGCAGAGAGACUCCCUGCAACACAGGUUCUCCCAGCUGGAGGAGAAGCUGGCGGGGUUGAAGCAGUGCCGAGACGCAGAGGAAGAGAAGCUCUCGUCACUUCAGGAGCAAGCGGAGGAGCUGCAGGCCCUGAAAGAGCGGUACUCAGCGCUGCAGAGCCGAGCAGCUGCUAUGAAGGAACACUACGAUGCAGAGAUCCGCUCACUGCUGCAGAAGCAACAUGCCGGCGAGGGCGAGGGCAAGGUCUCGGGGAGCCCGGUGGAGGAGGUCAAGAGAAUCAUGAAUGGGGUGUUCCAGACCCUGCGGGGGGAGUUCGACUUGGAUGAGAAUUACAGCGGUCGGGCAGCCCUGGGAGUCAUCAUGAACACAAUCAAGACAGUUACCCUGCAGCUCCUGAGCACCAGCCAAGAGCAGCCGUCAGUGCAGAGCGAGAGCGAGGGGGAGGCGGAGGAAGAGGAAGAGGAGACUGAAGAGGUGGCAGCUCACGUGGACACCACUUCUCCGGAAGCUGCAGUAGGCGAAGGGUUAGAAUCUGGCACUGUAACUGUCAAGAGCUCGCCAGAGUUUACUGCUCAGCCAGGUGGGUCACAGCUACAGACUCCAGAGAAAGCGAUUCCUGAAGAGUCAGAAGCAGCUUUGAGCUCCAUCCCAAAUGGUUCUGCUGUCGACAUGGCCGAGAGCCAGGGAGAGCAUGCAGGGAGCUUGGGAGAAAGGACAGGUGAGGGUGAGGCUGAGGCUAAGCAGGAACCAGCUCAGUCUGUUCAAGCAGACGAUUCAGAGACUGUUAAAGACUAUCAACAGGCAGAGGCCACUGAAAGCAUAAUGGUGAAGGAUGUCACCUCACUGGAGGCUCCUCAGUCAGAGACCUGCUCUGUUCCAGACCGUUCAAGAGCCGGAGAGACACGGGAAGAGACAUCUUCAAUGGAGAACCUUGGAAGCGGGCACAGCAGCCCCGCCAUCAAACAGCCGGAGUCCAAGAAGGUCCAACACGGAGCACUUCCAGCUCUUAACGGAACUGAAUCUGAGCUUUCUGAGGGUCCAGGACUUCAUGUAAGGAACGAGCGCUCUGAGCUGCCGAGUGUGAGAGAUAACGGUUCCGAUCAGGAGAAAGCUGCCAGUGCCACCCCCAGCUCCACAGCCAACACCAGUCUUUUCAGUGACGACAGUGGCUUAUUCCAAGCCGUGACCCCACGGAUAGGGAAACCGGUGACAUCACCGACCGAAGAGGAAGAGGACGAUGAUGAAGUGAGUAUGAAGGGCCGCCCGCCCCCAGCGCCACUCUUCGGAGACGACGACGAUGAUGACGAAGCCUUUGGCUGGCUCGGGUGAGAACUCCGCAGAAUCGCCAACAACAAGCGUCCAUGUCCGGUCUGGAAGAGCACAGCGACUCGGUGAUGGGAUCCCAGUUGGAUCGCUGUGUUUUGAACUAUUUCAGUAAUUUAUACCCCAGCCCCUGGCCAGGUCACUACCACUGCUGUGUCUAUCGCCUGUCAGCACUCGGGAUGCAGGUGCACUGAGGGGAACUAAUUUUAUUCCACGGGCGAGUAGAUUGCUGACUUGUUGUCUUUUUUAAAUCUGUGCUGAAUUUGAAUAUAUUUUUAUUGCGGAUACAGGUGGAACUAAUGGGAAUUAAAGUUUGCUCUAUCCCCAAAUAUAAAUAAACAGGAUCCAAUGCA